AUUCAUUUUGGAAUUCAGCUUCAUUCAAUACUGAGACUUCGUAUCUUCAUUUCCCUGCAUUCCAUGGAGAGCUCAGUGCUGAUGUGUCUUUCUUUUUUAAGACAACAGCUUCUUCUGGGGUGUUUGUAGAGAACCUGGGUAUCACAGACUUUAUCAGACUAGAACUGCGCGCUCCCACAGAAGUGACCUUUUCCUUUGAUGUGGGGAAUGGUCCUUGUGAAGUCACAGUACAGUCACCCACUCCCUUUAAUGACAACCGAUGGCAUCACGUGAAGGCAGAAAGAAAUGUUAAAGAAGCAUCUCUCCAAGUGGAUCAGCUCCCUCAAAAGUUUCAACCUGCCCCCACUGGUGGGCACCUCCUCUUGCAGCUCAACAGCCAGAUCUUCAUUGGUGGAAUGACCAGCAGGCAGAGGGGCUUUCUGGGGUGCAUUCGGUUUCUGCAGUUGAACGGGAUGGCUCUGGACCUGGAGGGAAGAGCCAAGGUGACUCCAGGAGUGGAGGCAGGGUGUGCAGGACACUGCAGCAGCUAUGGACACUUGUGUCACAAUGGGGGGAGAUGUCAAGAACGGCACAGAGGAGUGGCUUGCGACUGUACAUCCUCUGCCUAUGAGGGCCCAUUCUGCUCACAUGAGAUUUCUGCCUAUUUUGGAGCUGGUUCCUCCAUAAUCUACAGUUUUAAAGAGCAUCACAAUUACACCUUCAAUGGGAACUCCAGCUCCUUAGCAGCUUUAUUUCAUGAGGAGCUAACACUAACCAGGGAAAUAGUCAGCUUGAGCUUCCGAACCACGGGGACUCCCAGCCUGCUGCUGUUUGUAGGCUCUGUCUAUGAGGAGUACCUUUCAGUUAUCCUUGCCUCCAAUGGAAGUUUGCAGAUCAGGUAUAAGCUAGACAGACACAGAGAGCCAGAUGUUUUUAACUUUGAUUUUAAAAACCUGGCUGAUGGGCAACUUUACAAUGUGAAGAUUAACAGAGAAGCUGCAGUGGUCUUUGUAGAGGUUAACCAGAAUGCAAGGAGAAGAGCCACUCUGUCAUCAUGGAUGGAAUUCAAUGCUGUCAAAUCUCUUGUGUUGGGGAUGAUUUUAGAGCCCCCUGGCGCAGACCCCGAUACGCGGCGGGCGGCAGCGCGCGGCUUCACAGGCUGCCUGUCUGUGGUGCGCUUUAGCCAUGCAGCCCCGCUGAAGGCGGCGCUGCGCCUUGUCGGACCUGCCCGGGUCACUGUUCAUGGUCAAGUGGCCGCUGGAUCCCGCUGCGCGGUGGGCGCAGGGCCUGGCUCCAGAGCGCGGGAACUCGCUCCCCGGCUCUCAGGUGGUUCAGGCUAUUCUGGACCAACUGAUGAGGGAGAGCCCUUAAUUAACGCAGACAGAAGUGACUCUGCGGUCAUUGGAGGUGUGGUAGCAGUGGUGAUAUUUAUCUUGCUCUGCGUAACUGCCAUAGCUAUACGCAUUUAUCAACAGAGAUGGUUAUAUCAAAAGAAUGAGUCAGAUAUCUCAAAAGCUGGAGACAAUGCUGAGAUUGCUCUGAAAAGUGAACUCAACAUGCAAAAUACUGUCAGUGAAAGUCAGAAGGAGUACUUCUUCUGA
This is a messenger RNA of Marmota flaviventris (yellow-bellied marmot), 1580 nucleotides long. NCBI's taxonomy places the organism in Eukaryota, Metazoa, Chordata, Mammalia, Rodentia, Sciuridae. The record is from RefSeq and is a predicted model, not a curated record.